AUGGAUGAUAAUGAUUUACAAAAUAACCUAAACGUGGUGAACAUUGUCUCUCAACAGAGUCUUGAACAAAAGAUCGGGGAUAAUGUUGAUACGCUUACCAAAAGAAAGCUCAUCGAACAGGAAACAAAUAGAUUAGAUAGAACUAAAAAUUUAUAUGAAAAGCUUAGGGGUCAGUUGGGAUCUCUGAGGAGGAGGUUAAACCAGUCAAAUAGAAUAUCGAUAAAGGCAAAACUUCGAAAAGAGAUACAGCAGUUACAAGAGAAUGAAAUAGAGGAUACACUGAAAGAUAUCAAGGAAAUCAGGACGAGAAUAAAGGAACUUAAAGAGUCAACUACUUUAAAAAGAAAUGAUACUGACAAGGAUGGAAGAAAGGAUGGCGAAUCUGAGAGGGAUUUUCUUGUAAGAACAGGUCAGUUAACAGCAUUCGGAUCCACAUCAGGAUUUGUGAUAGAUACUGAAUAUGAUAAUACCAAUACUCAUGAUAACCAUGAGGACACUGUAAAGUCAGAAACAGAUGCCGAGAGUGAAUUAUUAAAGAAUGACUACGAAAUGGCAAACGAACAAAUGGUAGAAAAUUUAUCAAGUACCUCUUCAGAGAGUGAUUAUAUACCCGAGGAAGACUUCGAUAUUGAAACAAAUUCAAAAAAUGAUCAUUCUUUGGAUGAUGAACUUAGUGAUACCGACUUAGUUAUAGAUAAAGGGAAAAUAAAAGUAAGCGAAGCUAACGAUGAUGGUGAUGAGCUAUCAUAUCAGAAAAGACUGAGGAAAUGGGUAGUACAAAGAUCAGCAAACCGUCAAAAUGAUCCUUAUAAAUCUCUUCCAGAAUGGCAAAAACCUCAUCCUGAAAUACCAGAUGCUAGACUAAACGAUAUCUUUAAAAUACCGGGUGAUAUAUAUCCCUUAUUGUUCAAUUACCAAAAAACAUGUGUACAAUGGCUCUACGAAUUAUACCAACAGGGUGCUGGUGGAAUUGUAGGAGAUGAAAUGGGAUUAGGGAAGACUAUUCAGGUAAUUGCUUUCCUAGCAGCUCUGCAUCACUCUGGAUUAUUACAUGGCCCUAUUUUAAUUGUCUGUCCAGCCACGGUGAUGAAACAAUGGGUUAAUGAACUGCACCAUUGGUGGCCUCCAUUUCGUUCUGUGAUAUUACAUUCCAUUGGAUCCGGCAUGUCAGAUAAAAUGAAUAUGAAUGAGGAUGAGUUUGAGGAAUUGAUGAUGUCAUCUAAUCCAGAUCAAUUUUCAUACAAUGAUUUUGAGAAUUCCAAAAAGGCUAAAUCGUCACUUGAAUCAUCUAUGCAUAUAGAGAAUCUAAUCAAGAGAGUAGUUGACAACGGUCAUAUAUUGAUUACCACAUAUGUGGGUUUGAGAAUUCAUUCAGACAAACUUUUAAAGAUAAAUUGGGCUUAUGCAGUACUUGAUGAAGGCCACAAAAUUAGAAACCCUGACUCUGAAAUUUCAUUGACAUCAAAAAAACUGAAAACUCCGAAUAGAAUCAUUUUGUCAGGUACGCCAAUCCAAAAUAAUCUUAAUGAACUAUGGUCACUUUUCGAUUUUAUAUACCCCGGGAAAUUAGGUACACUACCUAUAUUCCAACAACAAUUCGUUAUUCCUAUCAAUACUGGUGGUUAUGCAAAUGCGACAAAUAUUCAGGUCCAAACAGGAUACAAAUGUGCUGUUGCAUUAAGGGACUUAAUUGCACCGUAUUUACUUAGAAGAGUGAAAAGUGAUGUUGCAAAAGAUCUCCCUCAAAAGAAAGAAAUGGUUUUAUUUUGUAAGUUAACGCAACUUCAAAGAAGCAGAUAUCUUGAAUUUUUGAAUUCUAAUGAACUGACCCAAAUUAAGGGUGGUAGAAGGCAUGUCUUGUAUGGUAUUGAUAUUCUGAGAAAAAUAUGUAAUCAUCCAGAUUUACUAGACAGGGAACAAAGACAGCAUGAAUUGGACUAUGGAAACUCCAAGAGAUCCGGUAAGAUGCAAGUGGUGAAACAGCUACUGUUACUAUGGAAAAAAGAUGGUAAUAAAACUCUACUUUUUACCCAGUCUAAACAAAUGCUUGAUAUUCUGGAGAAAUUUGUAUCAGGUGCAGAUCCUGAGUUAGCUAAUAUGAGCUAUCUUAGAAUGGAUGGAUCUACAAAUAUUUCCAAAAGACAAGCUUUAGUUGAUCGUUUUAAUAAUGAAAAUAUUGAUGUAUUUUUGUUGACAACAAAAGUUGGUGGUUUAGGUAUCAAUCUGACAGGCGCGAAUAGGAUCAUUAUUUUCGAUCCUGAUUGGAAUCCCUCCACAGACUUACAGGCUCGUGAGCGUGCUUGGAGAAUUGGUCAGAAGAGAGAGGUUUCAAUCUAUAGAUUAAUGGUAUCUGGUUCGAUCGAAGAAAAGAUAUACCACCGUCAAAUUUUCAAACAAUUUUUGACUAAUAAAAUUUUAACCGACCCAAAACAAAAAAGGUUCUUCAAGAUGAAUGAACUUCAGGAUUUGUUCAGUUUAGGUGGAGAUGAUGGUUUAGCAUCUGAGGAGCUCGCUAAUGAAGUGGAAAGGCACACUCAAACGCUUAAAGAAUCUAAAUCAAAGCAGAGUGAUGAUUUCGAACAAGUAGCAAGUAUUUCGGGUGUUUCAAAAUUAGAAGGUUUCUUUUCUAAAGAAGUUAACGAUGAGAAGAAAUCCGAAGAUGAUCGAUUGAUAGAGGGUCUACUUGGGGAACAAGGUAACCUAGAAAAUGCUAGUACACAUGAUCAAGUGGUGGGGUCCCAUAUGGCUUCGAAAGUUUCUACGAAUAUGAUUAGCAAAGAAGCUGAUAGAAUUGCUGGUCAAGCUGUCAGUGCCAUUCGUGAAUCAAGAAAGAAGACUCAGAAAUACAAUAUUGGUACACCAACUUGGACAGGAAAGUUUGGGGAAGCCGGAAAAAUUGUGAAAAAGAAACCAAAGGCGCUAGGAAAGAAUGCAAUAGGUUCAACAGAUAUUUUAAAAAACAUUAGACAAAGACAGUCGGAAUCAUUGCAUACUUCAACCGAUAAUCUUAUCGAUGAUCCAAAUCGUAAAAUAAUGAUGAAUAUCGUUGAACUAUUGAAUAGCGUAGAGGAAAAUAUGCUAUCAUCUUCUUCAAUUAUUAAUCAUUUGGGAGUUAAUAUGAAGGAAAAAAAAGAUAUCAUCAAUAUUAGAGCUUUACUUAGGGCUGUUGCCACAUUUGAUAAGAAUAAAAAAGUCUGGAAACUAAAUAGCGAGUUCCGUACCAGUAUAAAUACGUAA
Maudiozyma saulgeensis is the source of this 3237-nucleotide messenger RNA. Lineage: Eukaryota; Fungi; Ascomycota; Saccharomycetes; Saccharomycetales; Saccharomycetaceae. The record is from the annotation of a GenBank genome assembly.